This is a messenger RNA of Branchiostoma belcheri (Belcher's lancelet), 1046 nucleotides long. RefSeq names its product trans-2-enoyl-CoA reductase, mitochondrial-like. Gene Ontology annotation, cellular component: mitochondrion. Bases 1 to 1002 code for a protein of 333 amino acids. NCBI's taxonomy places the organism in Eukaryota, Metazoa, Chordata, Leptocardii, Amphioxiformes, Branchiostomatidae. The record is from RefSeq and is a predicted model, not a curated record. Gene Ontology annotation, molecular function: trans-2-enoyl-CoA reductase (NADPH) activity. Gene Ontology annotation, biological process: fatty acid metabolic process. The transcript is spliced from 10 exons.
AUGGGGGAGGGGGGCGCCCUGUCUGGAUUUAUUUGGUUUCUGACAGAUGUAGACCUGCCUGCUGUCCAGGAUGACCUGGUGUCUGUCAGGAUGAUGGCUGCUCCCAUCAACCCAGCUGACAUCAACAUGAUACAAGGUGUUUACCCGAUCAAACCCCCCCUACCAGCAGUGGGGGGUAACGAGGGGGUAGGGGAGGUGGUUUCUGUCGGCUCUCAAGUGUCAGACUUACAGCCAGGAGACUGGGUCAUCCCAGCUGACUCUGGCUGGGGUACGUGGAGAACUCACGCGGUCUGUCCAGCCUCGGAACUGCGUAAAAUUCCCAACGACAUUCCGUUGGAGGCAGCAGCGACCCUAGCGGUCAACCCCUGUACUGCAUACAGGAUGCUGACAGACUUCCAACACUUACAACCUGGAGACACAAUAGUACAGAAUGGUGCUAACAGUGGAGUGGGCCAGGCUGUCAUUCAGAUAGCAGCUGCUAGGGGGCUAGUCACCAUCAACGUGGUGAGGAACAGGCCUGACAGGGCAUCAUACUUUGAACUUGAGAUGUACCUCAAAGGUUUGGGAGGACAUUACAUCAUCACCGAGGAGGGGCUGAGGAAACAGGACUUUAGGGACAUUUUCAAGAGACUACCAAGGCCAAAGCUGGCAUUAAACUGUGUUGGUGGGAAAAGUGCCACAGAAAUUCUCAGACAUCUAGAAACCGGAGGGACCAUGGUUACCUACGGUGGAAUGUCUCGUCAACCUGUCACUGUUCCUACUGGUUCUCUGAUUUUCCAGGAUAUUAAAGUUGUGGGGUACUGGAUGACUCAAUGGAACAAGAGACAAAGAGACUCCCAAGAGAGUGCUGCCAUGUUGUCUACUCUGUGUGACUACAUCAGACAAGGCAAGCUCCAGGCUCCAUCUAACGUACAAGUCCCCAUCUCUGACUACAUGGCUGCUAUCAGCAAUACUAGGGACGGAUUCACAACCAAGAAACGGAUACUUCAUAUGAGCAGUUGAUAGAUAAUGUACAAUAUUUAGGCCACACCAGUUUAAUUUGUUGG